AUGACGUUAUUACCGUCUCUUCUAUUGUCACUUGCCGUGCUGUUUUGUAUUGCUGUUUCUGCAGCUGCAGAGCCGUCAGUCGAGAUCAAUGGAUGGUACCCGUGCUCGCAGAGCUCUCUCGUGCCUGACCAUGCGGACGAAGGGCACUCGGAUAUGUACUACAUGGAAACCUCCAGCUCUACCAGCGGUAGUCGCACAAAACGGAGAGCAGUGGCGGUGGUGGAAACAGAGCAGCAGCAGGGAUCGUCUCUGCCUUUUGUACACCAGUCAUUUGACCGGCUCUAUGCUCGGCGCUACCAUGAGAACGGAUCGAAGCAGCAGACGACACAGCACCAGGGGAAGUCGAAGCAGGAGCAGCACAAGUACAAGAGCUAUGAUGGAACUGUUGCAAGUGCACCUGCUGCUGUUCAGUACGAGUGUGCCGAGUUUCGUGUACCCAUGUGUUACGACACGGUGUGUCAGAGUAACAACACGAUUGACGUGUUUGUCAAGCGCGUGAAAGCUACAGCGAAAUCGGCCGAUGGUCAGAAAGAGAGGGCGCUGUGGGUGCUGCAAGGAGGUCCUGGUGCUUCGUCAACGGGCGUUGAAGAUCUGAUGGAGAUCAUGUUUACGCAGUUGGAGCAACAAGUUAGUAUCUACACUUUUGACCAUCGAGGCACGGGACGCAGUGCUAGGUUGCAGUGCCAAGCAGCACAAGCAGGGGGCUUGGGUAGUCCUGGCGGUGCUUCGAUUCGACUGGAUGAGCUCCCAGCCUGUAUGGAUGACAUUCGGUUCCAGAUUGACAACCAGACUGCUGCGUUUUCCGUCACAAGCGCGGCAAAAGACUUGGCAGCUGUUAUUGACUAUGAACUCAGUGACCAGGAUGUCUUUGUUUACGGACUCAGCUACGGCACGUACUUGGUCGAGCGACUCAUGCAUUUCACACCAGCAAGCGUGCGUGGAUUCUCAGUGGAUGGUAUUGUAUCAGAAAGUGGCGACUCUGUCGAGACGAGGUCGACAUUUUCAAACUGGGACUAUGAUGUCGGUGUCGUUGGCGAUCGAUUCCUUGCUGCUUGUAUGGCUGAUGAGUUUUGCAACGGCAAGUUCCCCAACGUCACGGACCUUUCGUUGUUCGUCCAUGAGCUGUACGAUAAGCUAGAUGCUGCUGUCGCUGACGAAAGACGAGGCAUCAACGCCUGUGCCGACGUGCUGACCAAGAAUGGCACGAAACCUUCUUACUUGCUGCGUGCUGCUUUCGGCAAUUACCUCAUGUCCGAGCUCUCGCGAACUGCAAUCCCCGCGGUGAUCUAUCGAGCGUCUCGCUGUACGGAUCACGAUGCCGACGCUCUUGCCUACUUUGCCGAAAAGUAUCUUGAUUCCUUGGAGGACGAUGGCUUUGGAGAUUCCAAGCCGGAGAUGCUACUAUUUGACUCGGACAUGCUCUACUACUUGAUUGUUUUCUCCGAGAUGUGGGAAUUCCCCACGCCUGACAAGGCGACGCUUAUGAAGUGGUUUGAGAACUCGACAAUGGCGUCGAACAACUAUCUGUCACUCCCGUAUUACUGCUUGUUUACGGGUAGUCGCGAGCACGCUUGUCAAGAACUGAUUCAUCUCCCUGUAGCUCGGCCUUUGGUAUACGAGCGUGACCAAUACUGGAACAAGACUAGUGAAUUGCCCGAUGGUGUGACGGCGUUGCUCAUGACAGGCGGUAUGGAUCUGCAAACGCGUCGUAUGUACGGCGAACAAGAGUACGAGAUGAUGGCCGGCGAGCGCAUGCUCGUGAACUUUGACGACGCUGGUCAUUGUACAACUUUUACAACUCCAACGAAUGAUGGUGGCAGGACUUGUGGCGUCCGCAUCUUGACAUCCUACGUGAAAGAAAACGGCGUGCUCGAAAAAGUGGACACGAGCUGCAUGAAAUAUCUCAAGCCUAUGCAGUUCUCAAACGAUCUGUCCAACGCACACGAAUUCUUUGGUACGGACGAUCUGUACGAAGAUCUCUGA
This is a messenger RNA of Peronospora matthiolae, 1983 nucleotides long. The record is from the annotation of a GenBank genome assembly. Lineage: Eukaryota; Oomycota; Peronosporomycetes; Peronosporales; Peronosporaceae.